AAGACCCAGGAUUUAAUUACUUUUUCUUUCCUUAUUUCUCUGGUUCUUCACAAUAUACAGAACCCGAAGGAGAAGGGAUGGCGCGAAGCAUCUCCUACAUCACAGGUGCUCAGCUUCUCACCCUGAAACACCGCCCAAAUGUAGCCAUUGUAGAUGUCAGGGAUGAUGAGAGAACCUACGAUGCACAUAUAGCUGGUUCACUGCACUACGCUAGCGAAACCUUCUCUGAGAAAAUUUCAAAUCUCAUACAAGAGGUGACAGGGAAAGACACCCUUGUGUUUCAUUGUGCUUUAAGCCAGGUGCGUGGCCCAUCAUGUGCACGCAGGCUUGUCAAUUAUCUCACAGAAGCUGGCAAAGAUGUUGCUAUUAAAAAUGUUUUGGUUUUGGAACGUGGGUUCAAUGGAUGGGAAGCUUCUGGUAAACCUGUUUGUCGCUGUACUGAUAUCCCUUGUAAAGGAGACAAAGCAUAGAUGCUGGUUUGGUUAAACAUUGAAGGGUGAA
This is a messenger RNA of Telopea speciosissima, 501 nucleotides long. Its product is annotated as dual specificity phosphatase Cdc25. The coding region runs from base 78 to 470 and encodes 130 amino acids. The record is from RefSeq and is a predicted model, not a curated record. Gene Ontology annotation, cellular component: cytoplasm; nucleus. The transcript has 3 exons. Gene Ontology annotation, molecular function: protein tyrosine phosphatase activity. Lineage: Eukaryota; Viridiplantae; Streptophyta; Magnoliopsida; Proteales; Proteaceae.